CAUGUUUUCUUGAACUGUCUCGGUGCCGGUGCAGGUAAUGCCAAUAAUAUAAACAAGCUUUCGUGGGUAGGAAUGCUACUACCUGAAAAAUAUAAGGAGUCGAAUGACAAUUUUACAUUAAUUAUGUGCUCAGUUCAUAUUAAAAAUAUAUUUUCCUUUCCUUUCAUUACAGCCAUGGGCAAGACAGUGGACGAAAUCCUUGAGCAAAUCGGCCAGAUGGGUCGUUUUCAAAUCUCACGACUUUCCAUGUUUUGUUUUCUUAUGUCGCCAGCGAUAUUUCAGCUUCUAAACAUGUACUAUCUCGCCGCAGAAGCGCCGUGGCAGUGCGUGAAGAACAGUACAGAGUGUAAAUUGAAUGGAAGUUUUGUAGCUGGUGAUUAUGACUAUGAUUUUAGAUGUAAGAUUAACAGGAGUGAGUGGGAGUAUGCGAGAUACGAAGGGCCUCACGAUUCUAUUGUGAGCGAGGUAAGUUUGGAUCGAAUCUUCUUAGAUUUUCUCUCGUAUGUCUUCUUAUCAGUAAGAGACAACUUUUUUCAAUGUUGUAUAUUGGCCGAUGAAAAGUAUUCUAAACCAAAAAUCUUUUUGGCGUUCUUCUCAAAAUUACUUUGUUUUCGCUUUAUUUUGUAGUUUAUACAGUUAGCAACCUUUUUAAUUAACUGGAUCUGGCGGUUGAGAAUUGAAUUGGAUUGGGUUGUGGCUAAAGGGGGUGGGCUAAAGGCAUGUUUUCAAGAUGGCUGCCAGUUUUUAAGAUCAUUAAAACGUAAACAACCGGCCACUUGUAACAAUACUAAACCUUACCCUCACGGCACACCUAACCCUAAUUCUAACCCCCAUGCACACUAACCCUAAUACUAACGCAAACUCUUAUUUCAAUUUUGGAACCAUCUCGUUAACAGUAAACUACUUCUCGGCCAUCCCUUUUGGACAUUACCAUCUCAAACUCAUCAUUAAUAAUUCAUGAGUAAAUUAGCCAACCAUACUACUUUAUUUUGCUCACAUGAUAAUACUGGAUAUCUGGUGAAGUCACAUGAUAAUACUGGAUAUCUGGUGAAGUUAAUUCAGUCCUUGGACUGGAUCAAAAUGAAUUCACCUCACUUUAAAUGGUGAUUUAUUCGUAUGAGAUGUCAUUUCAAAUACGACUAUGAAGAUUGGACAAGAUUUCAAGUCUUCACAUUUUAUGAUAGAUAGAUAGAUACUAUAUUUGAACUUCCAUGGCAGCAUACACUGAAUUGCAGAAGUUUUACAUUCUGAUUAGAUAGAUCAACUAGACUGACGUGAAGCAGACCGAGAUAGACUUUGAGCUUACAAAUAGCGCUUGAGCAGCCGCUGUUAGUCCAUACCUCAUUAAUGAUCUUCCCCCAGACCUUAUGUGCCUAACCCACCCUGUCAACUUUCCCUGUCGGAGGAAACACGGAGUACCCGGAGAAAACCCACGACUUUCGGCAGAGCGUUGACUUACUCUUUUCACAUUAGGACUGGAUUCCAGUCACAAUGAGAAGUUCUCAUUGAGAUUCGAACCUGCGGCCUUAGAGGUGAAAGGCAAGUGCGCUAACCACUUCGCCACCGAAGCUUUUAGUCGGCUUCGCCUCGAUCUUGAUCAAAUUACGCGGACUUGAAAUCUAGUCCAGGCCUCAUAGUUGGAUUUGAAAUAUUACAUAAAGAUUGUAUAAUUAUCAUUGAUGCUGCAGAAUUGACGACAUGCUUUUAUACAGCAAUAUAGGCAAAACUUACUGAACUUCAGAUAUUAUUUUCUCUUUACCAUCUAAAAUAUCUUCAUUUUGGGAUAAUUUUAGAGAUUAAGCACUAAACAUACUUUUUGAGUUUGUUUCCCUCUUGAAAAACGUAUUAAAAAUUUUAAAAAUUGAAUAUAGCCAUAAGCAAGUUGAAAUUCAAAUUUCCGAUUGGAGGUAGUGUUCGCUAGUUAUAUUGAGUUCACUGAUUCUUCCUAUUUGGAAGGAAAUAAAACUGCCUUUGCCUUCCCCCCGUGAAAAUUCUUUAAAAAGGCACUGAUUUUCUAAAAUAUUCAUUUUAUGUAGUUCGACCUGGUAUGUGACCAGGCUGCCUAUGGUUCGUUGGCCAUAUCUAUUAGUGCUAUAGGCGAGGCAAUAUUUAGCAUUCCUCUUGGUUUAUUAUCAGAUCGCUAUGGCCGCCUAUGGACUCUCUAUCCAUGCCUUUUUAUUAUGAUAACUGUGGGAUUCGCAUCUGCCUUCGCGACAAAAUAUUGGCAUUAUCUUGUUUCAAGAUUGUUUAGCGGUGCUGUUAUGUUCGGAGUAUUAUAUUCGAUUUCCAGUUUAUCAGGAGAGUUCGUGGGUCCACGCUAUAGGCCGCUUUCACAGAUCGUUACGUGGACAGCUGCUACAUUUGAGCUAUUGAUCUUGACAUUGAUGGCGUAUUUUGUCAGAACGUGGAGAACUUUGACGAUAUUGUGUACCGCACCUUGGAUAGUUGGCUUGGUUUUUGCGAAGUUAGUUUCAUUACAUUGUUAGAUUUAGUUUUGAUGGUAGUGAUGAAAAUGGUGAUGUGAUGGUGGUCGUAUUGGUGACGGUAAUGUGCGUGAUGGUGGCAAUAUGAUAAUGGUGAUGUGAUGAUGAUAAUGGUGACAAUGAUGAUGGUGAUAAUGAUAAUGGUGAUUAUAAUAAUGGUGAUGAUAAUGAUAAUGAUGAUAAUGAUGAUAAUGGUGAUGAUGAUAAUGUUGAUAAUGGUAUUGAGAUGGCGAUAUAGAGAAUAAUACAUGGGUGCGCGGAAAUACCAGAUUUAUUGUUCAACACGAGAAAUAAAUCUGGUAUUUCCAAGCACCCAUGUAUUUUUCUGUUUAUUAUAUAAACAAAAUUCAGUGAAAAACCAUAAAACGUCCGUGGCAAUGCGUUUUACAACAAAUGAUAUUUUCACACGUAAAAAUAUCGUAUUUUUUACGUGUGUUUAAAUACGAUUUUUCUUAGUGGCCAAAAACUCUGAUGAUGUGAUGAUAAUAGUAAUAAUGAUGAUCAUAAUGAUAAUGGUGAUAAUCAGUGAUAAUGAUGAUGAUGAUAAUGAUAAUGAUGAUAAUGAUAAUGGUGAUAAUUAAUGAUGAUGGUGAUGAUAAUGAUGAUAAUGGUGAUGAUGAUAAUGGUUGUGGUAGAGACGGUAAUGGUGUGAUGGAGUAGUUUGUCAGAACAGGGAGAACUCUGGUGACAUUGUACCACACCAUAAAUAUUUGUUUAGUUUUUGAACGUUAAUAGUAGAUUCUGCCACUCAUGCUAUUUUUUAUUGCUUGAUAUUUUCGUUGGGUUUAGAUUCACGCAGGAAUCAAGUCGUUGGUACCUGACGCAUGAUAAAGCCGAUAAAGCCGAGAAAAACCUACGAGAGAUUGCUAAAGUAAAUAGGAAAAAAUACCCUGACGAAAAAUUAAAAAUACCAGAAGUUUCACAAGAGAGUCGAUUCAAUUGUCUGGCUUUAUUCUCAUCGUUGACUUUGGUCAUUUCUAUCCUGAUUCAAGCUUUUGUAUGGUAA
Molecule: messenger RNA, 3489 nt
Organism: Paramuricea clavata
Lineage: Eukaryota; Metazoa; Cnidaria; Anthozoa; Malacalcyonacea; Plexauridae
Source: the annotation of a GenBank genome assembly